GUCUCGAUGGGACAGCGGCGUGCGCCACACCGAGAGUCGCUUGUCCGUGCGCCUUUCAAAUUUUUCAUUUAAAAAACGCUCUCCAACCAAACACGCAUGCACAAAUUUCCGUGUAUGUGUGUGUAUGUGUUACUCUUUCUAUGUGUGUGCCAAAAAAAAAAAUUCGUUUCCAAUUUAAUUGUGUUUUAAUUUCAGUGUGGUUUUUUUUAUUUUUUGUGUUAUAAUUUGAAUGUGAAUUGAAAAAAAAAAUAGAGGAAAAAAAAAUAAAAUACUAGAUGAACGUGAAUAAAGUGAGUGACAUUUGGAAAUCACAAAAUGGAUAAAAUAGAGCUAUUGGGAGGUGCUUGCUUUAGCCAUGGUCCAUACACGUUUUAUAAAGCAGUGCGGAUAGAAAAUGGUCGUGUUCUUCGACUAGGAAGUUUUUUCUUGACAAAACUUUGGAGCGACGCCGAUCUCGUCAGCAUCGGUGAACUUCAAUUACUUUGGCUUGACAGCCGGGGGCCAAACACACCCCUCGCCUCAUUGCGGCUCUACUUCCUGCCGGAAAACACCCCUGACGGACGAAGGGACACGCACGGAGAGGAUGAAGUGCUGACGAUAUCGGAGAAGGUUGUCGUUCGUGUUCACGACCUUGUGACUUGGUUGGCACCUUCGUUAGAAUGGUCUUGGGGAAGGGAAGUGUCGUAUCCACCAACUCCAUUGAGUUCACCCGAAAACACACCGACAAAUCACGAUGUUGGUCAACCUCAAGUUUUGACGGAUCCAGGUAUCGAUUUCACGGACGUUGACAAACAACAACAGGAAUAUGAGAGCAAUCACAAUCCAAUAAAACAAUUUGAUGCCAGUUUACAAACAAAAGUUAUUGUACUCUCAUAUCCGAGAUAUUGUCGAUAUCGAUCGCUUCUUCGAAGGCUCGAAGGAUCGGAACCUUCUUGGCUAUGGACAUCGAUAGCGGCAGCGGUGGGCGGUUUCACCGCUACGCCUGGUACAAGGAUCCUUUUUUGCAGAGAUACCUUCGACUAUCCUGACCUUGAAACACACGAACUACUUUGCAAUCACUUAGCUCCGAAAUUAAAAGGGAGGCCUCGAAGAAAACGGAAAAAGCGGAGUGUCUCACCAGGUGAAUCCAGCAAUGAAAGUGAAGCAUCGGUUGCUUCGUCUGUAGUUGCAUCGACGUCCAAAGUCUCUUCCUCAAACUCCUUGAUCAGUAGAUCAUCUUCCUCGGGAGUUCGUCGUAGCGAACGGAAAAUGAGCGUCGAGGAAAAAAAGUUUUUGUCAGACGUCGACAAAUUCAUGAAUUCACGAGGCACACCUGUAGGAAAGAUGCCCUUAUUGGGCUAUAGGCAAAUUGAUCUAUUCCUUUUUUAUACAAAAGUACAAACAUUGGGUGGUUAUGACUCUGUGAGUGCUGGCCGUCUUUGGAAGUCCAUUUAUGAUGAUAUUGGUGGUAAUACUGCGUCUACAAGCGCUGCAACAAUUACAAGAAGGCAUUAUGAAAGGUUAUUGUUGCCUUACGAAAGAUAUCAAAGGGGCGAGGAGUCAAAAAUCAGGCCAGCUCAUGGGAGGCGAACGAAAACAAGUAGUUCGUCAGAGGAGGCAAUCGAAGUGAAAGAUGAGCCUGAGGAUUCAUAUUCACGAGAGCCGUCACCUCCUAGUGGAACACCUAAUUCCACGACUGUCACUCCUUCAUUGCAGUCGAUUUUGUCGACAUCGGCUCUUCUACCUGGUGAGAAGCCGCGAAUGGAGAGUGGGAAGACGUCAUCGUUACGAAGUGUGAGAGUGAAGCCUGAUAGAUUAAAAUCUCUAAAUACAAUAAUUGCUAAUGCGCCGUCUGCCAGCCAACUGCCAAGUCCACCACCUUCCUCGACCACGUCGUCGUCAACUCCAAAUAGUACGCCGUCGACGACGCCAACCGGUGGCAGUCAAAGUGUUUUAGAGAGGCAGCUCAAUAGUCCGUUAAUGUCUCAACAAGUGCCGCCACCGAGUUCACCGCCCGGUCUACCUGUCAGCGCUGUCACGUCGAAUGCGUCAACCGUCGUCACACUGACACCGCCGCCUGAAAAGGAUAUCAAGGAAAUCAAAUUGGAUCCAAAACAAACCACCCUGCUGGCUCAGGGCAAGGAAAAUAUUCCCCUCUUCGAUGAGAAGCCAAUUUUCCUGGAAAAGCCAAUAGUUGUACCGCCACGAUCGCCCGAAGUGAUAGAUCUCGAGAACGAAAGCGAUUCAAGUAGGGACAAAAUUAUCAUUCCCAGUUUCAAGAGGCAAAAACUGGAAAUAUUACGCGAAGGCGGAUUGGAAGUGACAGCGGUCGAUUCGCGACCGAGUGUCAUUCAGCCGAAUUCAACAACGCCUUCGCCCACUAAUGUCAAGUCUGAAGAAAAACCCCUCGUUUCCUUAUCGCAAAUCACGGCGCCAUCGAUACCGAAACUCAUCUCCGUCACGGUGACACCCGACAUUGGUCACAUACUUCCGUCAUCUCAGGAGAAUCACAAUCAUCACAAUCACCAUCACCACCAACAACAACAACAGCAGCAACAACAUCACGUCAAGCAUCAAACACCAACGAAACAAUCCACAAAUCACAAUUCAAAUAGUACCUCACCCGUCAGUCGUGUCAUCAACCUUGGGAACUCGAACGCAGCCCUAAUGCAACUCUACGCAAAUGCAAACGUUGCCGUCUCGAAUACAACAUCAACAACAACGACGACAACAACGCAAUCCUCGAAUCACCGAUUCGUGCCGCCUGUCAUCGCAAACGGACGUGCCGUCCCUCCCAGGGUCACGCAAUCCCGAUCGAUAUUCGCACACAACGAGAAAAUGGUCUACGGUAAUCCCAAGGACAUUCUCACCACCCAAAAAUAUCUACCUCCAGUCGUUGCCGUUCAAACAACCCCACCGCCACCAUCGCCAUCGCCAAGAAACGAGUGCCUACCAACCGGCGUUCUCGAUCUCACCCAAAAACAACAACCAACCUUCUUCAGGCCUAGCUUAGAAAUCGUUCGCGUUCCCGUUGUCCCCCGACCAAAUCCCAUUGAUUUCGAUACAAGAAAUUCGCACAACAAAUCAUCAUCAUCACCGCGAAAGGAGCAAUUUCCAAAUUAUCCCACACUCCUCGACACACGGACAAUGGCCUCAAAUAAUCUCGAAAUAACACUCGUUAAUCCAAAAAAACAGCAUUCCAAUUCACCCCUACCAAGUCCAACCUCAAGGAAUUGCAUACCAAUUCAAAGGAGACAAUUAAACGGCAAAUAUCCAGUGAGAACCGAACCCGUCUCACCCUACACGCCACGUAAACCAAUAAUACCGAAUGUACCGAAUUUAAGUCAAUUAAAUUCCUCAACAUCAAGAUCGAAUAGCACAACAACUCAAUUAUCAUCGAUCGAUAAAAGAAAAACACCCGAUUUACAUCGUCGCAUUAGCGAAGGUGAUAAAAAUCAACAAAUCGAUAAACAUGGCAAUGAUUCAUCAACAACACGUAGGCACAGUGUACCAAAUCCACCAACGGGUUUUGUUCCAAAUAUGACGCAAAAUGCCUCGUCAUUUCUCGCACAAUUGCCGAAUAAUCCGGGGAAAUUUCUACCUAUGAUUGAUCCAAUUUAUUAUCCGGCAUUGUACAAUGGUUUCUUUCCACCGCCAAUGUCAACGGCAACAACUGCUCCUUUUCUAUCGCCUGAAUUUAACGCUUAUUACAAGGAACUACUGGCAUCCUCUUCACAAUCAAGACUGGGGAUCGCGGGACAGACACCAACUGUUCCAACGUCCAAGUAGAUGGCGGAUCUCAAUUUUUAGGAUUAUCAAUCGACGAUUGAACGGGUCAUCGUGUGAUGAUGUUGAUAAGGAUAAAAUACCUUUUUUAAACAAAAAAAAUGUCGAGGUACGAACUCUCGCUGUGUAGCUAUUUUUUAGGGCAAAAAUGUUGGAAUUUUCUUCUCCCACGAUUGGGUUUCGAAAAGAAGAAUCAUUUAGUUUGAUGGCGCAUGAUUUGUGUCGAAAUUUUUAUUUAUGGUUUAAUGUUGAAAGUGUUUUUUUUUUGAGAAUUGAAUUUUCGAAUUAAGAAACGGAAGUUUCGAGUUUUCGAAUUAGAAAAGUUUUGAGUUUUUACAUUGAACGAAAAUUCGAGUUUUCAAAUUAGGAAAGAAAAAUUCGAGAAUUCAAAUUAAAAAGAGGAAAGUUUGAGGUUUCAAAUUGAAGAAAAAUUCCAGUUAUCAAUUUAAGAAACAAAAAUUCGAGUUUUCAA
Messenger RNA from Leptopilina heterotoma, 4237 nucleotides. RefSeq lists its product as uncharacterized. Bases 316 to 3768 code for a protein of 1150 amino acids. Gene Ontology annotation, cellular component: nucleus. Gene Ontology annotation, biological process: regulation of transcription by RNA polymerase II. Lineage: Eukaryota; Metazoa; Arthropoda; Insecta; Hymenoptera; Figitidae. Gene Ontology annotation, molecular function: transcription cis-regulatory region binding. The record is from RefSeq and is a predicted model, not a curated record. The transcript has 7 exons.